Messenger RNA from Perca fluviatilis (European perch), 1871 nucleotides. RefSeq names its product caseinolytic mitochondrial matrix peptidase proteolytic subunit. The coding region runs from base 101 to 910 and encodes 269 amino acids. Gene Ontology annotation, cellular component: endopeptidase Clp complex. Gene Ontology annotation, molecular function: ATP-dependent peptidase activity; serine-type endopeptidase activity; ATPase binding. Lineage: Eukaryota; Metazoa; Chordata; Actinopteri; Perciformes; Percidae. Gene Ontology annotation, biological process: protein quality control for misfolded or incompletely synthesized proteins. The transcript is spliced from 8 exons. The record is from RefSeq and is a predicted model, not a curated record.
UUAACCCUACAGAGAAGAAGAAAGCGGUUCAAAGUUGAAAUUGUAACUGGUUCCGGUGUAUCUGGGGGUCACACAGAGGGGUAAAGAAAAGACUUCAAAAAUGCUGUUGCAAAGAGUGUUGCGCAUCGGAGGCUUGACGCUGAAACACAGCCGGUCCAUCCACCACAGUCCUGUAUGGAGGAGUCCUCUUAUACCCAUGGUUGUGGAGCAGACAGGGAGAGGAGAAAGAGCAUAUGACAUCUAUUCCCGCCUCCUGAGAGAGAGAAUCAUUUGUGUAAUGGGUCCUAUCGAUGACACUGUGGCUAGUCUGGUUAUCGCCCAGCUGCUCUUCCUACAGUCAGAAAGCAACAACAAGCCCAUCCACAUGUACAUAAACAGUCCUGGCGGUGUGGUGACAGCAGGCCUGGCCAUUUACGACACCAUGCAGUACAUCCUUAAUCCCAUCUCCACCUGGUGUGUUGGCCAGGCAGCCAGUAUGGGCAGCUUGCUGCUGGCGGCCGGAACGCCGGGCAUGAGGCAUUCACUGCCCAACGCCCGCAUCAUGGUUCACCAGCCUUCAGGAGGCGGGGUGUCUAAGGGCCAGGCCACAGACAUCGCCAUCCAGGCUGAGGAGAUCCUGAAGCUGAAGAAACAGAUCAACGUCAUCUACGCCAAACACACGGGCCAGCCGCUGGAAACCAUUGAGGGUGUGAUGGAAAGGGAUCGCUACAUGGGCCCCAUGGAGGCGCAGGACUUUGGCAUCAUCGACAAGGUCCUGAUCCACCCGCCCCAGGCCGGCCAGGACGAGCCGGAGCUGGUGCAGAAAGAGCCGGCGGCGGCAGCCAGCGCCCCCCAACAGCCAGAGUGCGCAGCCCCAGCGCAGGACCUCCCCGGGACAAACCCCCCCUCCUCAUACAAACCUGAGCCAUGAAGCCACGUAACCGUACAGAGCGCUGGUGGUUUGAUACCCGACAGUUAGGGAAGAACAAGGCGGGCGCCUCCAUGAUGUCUUCUUUCUCCCCCCCCCCCUUAAGCAACACUGUGCCGUCUCCACACGUGCGCAGGCAUCAUGUUACAGUGGUCAUCUGGAGCGAACCCAAUGUUUGCUACACCUUUUUUAUUUUUAUUCUUUAUUUUAUUACUGUUAAGAUGUAGAAAUAAAAGUCAAAGAAGUGAUGGCUGAAGUUGGUCAUUACUCACAUCUGAAGGAAACUAUAGUAUUUCAGCUAGGGCUGCACGAUAUGAGGAAAUUAUGGGAUAUGCCAUAACGUAGUUGAAUAUCUCUAACGAUAUUACUUGCAAUGAAUACAGAUGAAAUACAUUAAAAUGUACUCAGUUCUGCCUUUCUGCUGCUUUCAGUAUUCUGCUAUAAUAAUAAUUUAUGCUAUACACAUUGCUUGUUGUAUUAAAAAAAAAAAAACAUUCUUUUAUAGAAAAAAUUUUUUUGUUCUAUAAAAGAGAUGUUUUUUUGGAUUGAAUAUGAAAGGUAACACUAAGAAAAGAAUGGCAGUGACAUUUUAAAGUGCAGUAUCUAUAGAAAAUAGGUACUCUUUUUAACUAAUUUCAAAACAUCUCUCGAGUGUCUUUUGUGAUUUGUCGCAGUCUUCACAAUGUGUUUAUCGCACUAGUUGAUAUUGCGAGGACAAUUUCAAAAAAACUAAAUGGAUUUAUUGUGCAGCCCUAGUUUCUGCUGAGUUGGUGUUAGUGCUCCCAGGUAGAUGGUCUUAUUCGGGGGAGGGGGAGGGGACGCCUGCUUGAGACUAUGGAGCCAUCUUGUUCUGUUCUACCUCUGUGCUGCAGACAUGGCCACUGGAAGAGUGUAGAUGACCUCUAUGACCUGUAUUUGAAUACUCAUAUUUGUAAUUAAUAAAAAAUGUCCACAACUCACCAAA